This is a messenger RNA of Penicillium odoratum, 1371 nucleotides long. RefSeq names its product putative cellobiohydrolase (gene cbhC). The coding region runs from base 1 to 1371 and encodes 456 amino acids. The record is from RefSeq and is a predicted model, not a curated record. Gene Ontology annotation, cellular component: extracellular region. Gene Ontology annotation, molecular function: hydrolase activity, hydrolyzing O-glycosyl compounds; cellulose binding. Gene Ontology annotation, biological process: cellulose catabolic process. Lineage: Eukaryota; Fungi; Ascomycota; Eurotiomycetes; Eurotiales; Aspergillaceae. The transcript is spliced from 8 exons.
AUGCAGCGAACAACAGGUUUACUGUUGUUUCUCCUUUCUCAUAUCGCCUAUGGCCAACAAUCUCUCUGGGGUCAAUGCGGUGGUAGUGCAUGGACAGGAUCAACUGUGUGCACGGCACAGGCAACAUGCACCACUUUGAAUCCCUACUAUGCGCAGUGUGUCUCUGCAAGUGCGACAACUAGCACAACAAGCGCCACCACGACGACCAAGACUACAUUGUUGACUACCACUACGUCCACCACCACUAAAGGAUCCACCACAUCCACCACUACAGCCCCUGCUACUACAAACAGUAGCAAUCCCUUCAGCGGCUAUCAACUCUAUGCAAACCCUUACUACUCCUCCGAAAUUUUCGCAUCGGCAAUUCCGUCCCUGACAAGCUCUCUCGCGGCAAAGGCUAGCAAUGUCGCAAAAGUUCCAACUUUUGUUUGGCUUGACACGGCCGCCAAGGUUCCGACCAUGGGAACCUAUCUUGCCGACAUCCAGUCACAGAAUGCCGCUGGUGCUAACCCGCCAAUUGCGGGCAUUUUUGUGGUUUAUGACCUGCCAGACCGCGACUGCGCCGCUCUCGCCAGCAACGGCGAAUACUCAAUCGCCGAUAAUGGAGUGGCGAACUACAAAGCGUACAUUGACUCAAUCAAGGCUCAGAUUGUGAAAUAUUCGGAUGUGCAGACUAUUCUGGUCAUUGAGCCCGAUAGCCUCGCCAACCUUGUUACCAAUCUAAAUGUGGCUAAAUGCGCCAAUGCCGAGAGUGCUUAUCUGGAGUGCGUCAACUAUGCGUUGAUCCAGCUCAACUUGCCAAACGUAGCCAUGUAUAUGGACGCGGGACAUGCCGGCUGGCUGGGCUGGUCAGCGAAUCUCCAACCGGCCGCUACGCUCUUUGCCAAUGUAUACAAGAACGCAUCGUCCCCCGCUGCUGUGCGAGGGUUAGCAACUAAUGUUGCUAACUAUAACGCCUGGACAAUCGACACUUGUCCAUCAUACACACAGGGAGACUCCAACUGCGACGAAAAGCUUUAUGUCAAUGCUCUUGCUCCUCUACUUGAUGCUGCAGGCUUUUCUGCUCAUUUCAUCACCGAUACUUCACGCAAUGGUGUCCAGCCAACUAAGCAAAAUGCCUGGGGUGACUGGUGCAAUGUCAUUGGUACUGGCUUUGGUGUUCGCCCCACAACUGAUACUGGGGACGUUCUUGAGGAUGCAUUUGUUUGGGUCAAGCCUGGCGGAGAAUGUGAUGGUACAUCAAAUACCACAUCGCCACGAUAUGAUGCACACUGCGGAUAUAGCGAUGCAUUACAGCCUGCCCCAGAAGCCGGAACAUGGUUCGAAGCCUAUUUCCAGCAGUUGCUUGUGAAUGCCAAUCCGUCUUUUUAA